Alosa sapidissima (American shad) is the source of this 1153-nucleotide messenger RNA. Its product is annotated as GTPase IMAP family member 9-like. The record is from RefSeq and is a predicted model, not a curated record. Gene Ontology annotation, molecular function: GTP binding. Lineage: Eukaryota; Metazoa; Chordata; Actinopteri; Clupeiformes; Clupeidae. Bases 50 to 1153 code for a protein of 367 amino acids. The transcript has 3 exons.
GGAAGCCACACCUACUGGAGGAGAACUGGAUGGAGCAGAAGAUGCAGACAUGAUGAAGAGUGGAGUUCAGCCCCCAGAGAAAAGUCAGAAAAGUCAGCCACCACCACAGCUUGAAAUUGAGGUGCCUGCAUUGAGGAUUGUGCUGCUGGGCAAAACUGGGACUGGAAAGAGUGCAUCGGGAAACACCAUCCUGGGGAGCAAAGAUUUUGAACAGGAUUUCUCACUCGAAUCUGUGACUAAAACGUGUAAUAAGCAAUAUACUGAAAUAGCUGGUAAACAAAUUACACUGAUUGAUACACCAGGAUUAUUUGAUACAAACAAUACCAGAGACAAGCUAAAAGCAAAGAUAGAGAAUUAUGCUGAAAUGUCUGUUCCUGGGCCUCAUGCCUUUCUGCUGGUGAUCAGAUUAGACAUAAGAUUCACAGAGGAGGAGAGGAACACAGUGCAGUGGAUCCAGGAGAACUUUGGUGAAGAUGCUUCUCAGUACACCAUAGUGCUCCUCACUCAUGCAGAUGCACUGGAGGGAAAACAAGUGAACCAUUUGCUGUAUAAAAGUGCUGCUCUUUCAUCUCUUAUCAGCCAGUGUGGGGGUAGAUAUCACACAUUUAACAAUAUGAGUGCAGACAGGACUCAGGUCAGUGAGCUACUGGAGAAGAUAGAGGCCAUGGUGAAGAAGAAUGGAGGAGGACACUACACCAGUGAGAUUUAUAAGGAAGCUCAGAUGAAAAUACGACAGAGACAAAGACAUCAGGCAAUUGUUGAUACUACAGUAGCAAUAGGAAAAGCUGCAGUGGCAGCAGUAAUAGGGGCAGCAGGAAACUCAGCAGUAGUGGCAGCAGGAAAAGCAGCAGGAAAAGCAGCAGUAGGGGCAACAGCAGGAACAGCAGCAGUAGGGACAGCAGGAACAGCAGCAGUAGAGGCAGCAGGAACAGCAGCAGUAGAGGCAGCAGGAACAGCAGCAGAGGUGCUGCAGGGGUGGCAGGAGGUGUGGCUGGAGCCUCAGUGGAUAUGGUGGCUGGAAGUAAAGCUGGUGGGGCUGUGGGACGCAAAGUUGGAGGAAUGGUCGGAGAAUCGGCAGGCAGCCACAAGGCUUUUCAAAAACUGGAAAACUGACAAUCUGAGGAAACCAACCAUCAAACCUGACAUGUUUUAG